AUGGCGGAACAGCCCAACCGUCAGCUCCUCUUCCCGGCCCCAGCCCCUUUGAUGCAGCCGAAGACACAAGGGCCCUUUUCACAGAUGGAGGGGCUCCGAGCCGACCCAUGGAACUUCAAAGGACGGAAGAGGAUGGUUCUCCUGCCCCACCUUCUGGUCGCCAUGCUGCCGGCUUUGCUGCUGUCACCGCUGUCUCCACACCUUUGGGCUGCACAAGGGCACCCCUUGUACAUGCGCCUGCCCCCAGGCACCCUGCAAGUUCUGUCAGCCCAGGGCACGCAGGCGCUGCAGGCUGCCCAGAAGAACGCCCAGUGGGCAGUGAAGCGCGUGGCCAUGGAGAUCCAGCACCGACUGCAGGAAUGCCAAGGACCUGGGCGGCCCCGACUACAUGCCCGACUCUCGCAGGACCAGCCUGAGCCAGGGUCAUGCGGCGAGAGGCGCCCCAGCACGGCCAAUGUGACGCGGGCUCACGGCCGUAUCGUCGGGGGCAGCGCGGCGCCGCCGGGGGCCUGGCCUUGGCUGGUGCGGCUGCAGCUCGGCGGGCAGCCUCUGUGCGGCGGCGUCCUGGUGGCGGCGUCCUGGGUGCUCACCGCGGCGCACUGCUUCGCAGGCGCCCAGAACGAACUCCUGUGGACUGUGAUGCUGGCCGAGGGGCCCCAAGGAGAGCAGGCGGAAGAGGUGCCGGUGAACCGUAUCUUACCGCAUCCCAAGUUCGACCCGCAGACCUUCCACAAUGACCUGGCGCUGGUGCAACUGUGGACACCCGUGACUCCGUCGGGGCCGGCGCGCCCCGUGUGUCUGCCCCAGGAACCGCGGGAGCCCCCCACAGGCACCGCCUGCUCCAUCGCGGGCUGGGGGGCCCUCUUCGAAGACGGGCCCGAGGCUGAGGCGCUGAGGGAGGCCCGCGUCCCGCUGCUCAGCCCCGACACCUGUCGGAGAGCUCUGGGGCAGGCGCUGCGCCCCAGCACCAUGCUGUGUGCCGGCUACCUGGCGGGGGGUAUCGACUCGUGCCAGGGUGACUCCGGAGGGCCCCUGACCUGCUCCGAGCCUGGCCCCCGCCCCAAGGAAAUCCUGUUCGGAGUCACCUCCUGGGGCGACGGCUGCGGGGAGCCCGGCAAGCCGGGAGUCUACACUCGAGUGGCCGUAUUCAAGGACUGGCUCCAGGAGCAGAUGAACGCGGUGCCCUCUAGCCGCGAGCCCAGCUGCAGGGAGCUGCUGUCCUGGGACCCUCCGGAGGAGCAGCAGACAGACACCACUCAGCUUUGCGCCUUCUACGCCCGCCGGUGUGCGGGGUCCGAGGGCGCCUGUGCGCGCCUGGCACACCAGCAGUGCCUCCAGCGCAGGCGGCGAUGCGAGCUGCGCUCAAUGGCGCACACGCUCCUAGACCUGCUGCGAGGCGCUCAGGAGGUGCUCGGGCCGCGCCUGGGGCUGCGGCGCCUGGCCCCCGCCUUGACUAAGCCCACCGCGUCGCUUCGGGAGCCUGCGCGGUACCCGGCCCGCGAGCAGCGGCUGCACGCAGGGUCCUGGGCUGUGGGCGCGCGGUUCCCGAAGCGAAGGCCGGAGCAGCGCGGAGAGGCGAGCGGCUGCCCUGGGCUGGAGUCCCUGCGACAGAAACUGGCCACCCUCCAGGGGACCCACGCCUGGAUCCUGCAGGUCCCCUCGGAGCAUCUGGCCAUGAGUUUCCACGAGGUGCUGGCAGAUCUGAGCUCCAAGACACUGAGUGGUCUCUUCAGGGCCUGGGUGCGGGCCAGCCUGGGGGGCCGCCACGUGGUUUUCAGCGGCCUGGUGGGCUUGGAGCCUGCCACGCUGGCCCACAGCCUCCCCCGACUGCUGGCACAGGCCCUCAAGGCAUUCCAAGCUGCUGUCCUGGCAGACAGAGGGCCCGAGGGGGCCCCAGGAGGGGUGGGCUAG
This is a messenger RNA of Ochotona curzoniae (black-lipped pika), 1911 nucleotides long. RefSeq names its product serine protease 56 (gene PRSS56). The coding region runs from base 1 to 1911 and encodes 636 amino acids. Gene Ontology annotation, biological process: proteolysis. The record is from RefSeq and is a predicted model, not a curated record. NCBI's taxonomy places the organism in Eukaryota, Metazoa, Chordata, Mammalia, Lagomorpha, Ochotonidae. Gene Ontology annotation, molecular function: serine-type endopeptidase activity. The transcript has 15 exons.